CUCUCACUUCUGGCCAGGGAACGUGGAAGGCGCAGCGACAGGGAGCUGGCCAGAGAGGGCGAGUGAACGAAGGCAAUCAGAAGGAAAGGGGUUCACAAAAUAAUUCUAAAAAGCCAGAGCCGCAGCUGCCGAGAUCAAGACCAGGCGCCCGAGAGCGCAGCUUAGGACGACAGGGACCGGGGACGCGGAGAGCGCGCUCGGCACAGACUUUUGCAGCUUCUCUUGGCUUUUUUCCCCCCCUUUCUUUAACCAGAAGGUGCCAGCGGCAGCCUCACACGCGAGUGCCACGCGAGGCUCCCAAAGCCAACCGGGAAGGGAGGAGGGGAGGGAGGAGGCGGCGGCUUAGAGGGAGGACCACCGUUUGUACCAGCCUUGCUCCUUCUAAACAGUCUCCCAGGGAUUUUUGUAUUUCUUCAACUUCCCUCGGGACUGCCUCCUCAUUUCUUCGCUUCUUUCCUUCUCUGUUCUUGGACCCAAGUCUCCUCUGUGCCCUCGCACCUAGCGCCCCCACCCCCUACCCCGCUCGCUCUGUUCCCGAGACUCCUUGGCUGUCGUUGCGCGCAUGGAGAGCUCUGCCAAGAUGGAGAGCGCAGGCGUGGGCCAGCAGCCCCAGCCGCAGCCGCCCUUCCUGCCGCCCGCAGCCUGCUUCUUUGCCACGGCCGCUGCCGCCGCGGCCGCCGCGGCCGCAGCCGCAGCUCAGAGCGCCCAGCAGCAGCAGCAGCAGCAGCAGCAGCAGCAGGCGCCGCAGCUGAGCCCGGCAGCCGACGGCCAGCCCUCAGGGGGCGGUCACAAGUCAGGGCCCAAGCAAGUCAAGCGACAGCGCUCGUCCUCGCCCGAACUGAUGCGCUGCAAACGCCGGCUCAACUUCAGCGGCUUCGGCUAUAGCCUGCCGCAGCAGCAGCCGGCCGCCGUGGCGCGCCGCAACGAGCGCGAGCGCAACCGCGUCAAGCUGGUGAACCUGGGCUUUGCCACUCUGCGGGAGCACGUCCCCAACGGCGCAGCCAACAAGAAGAUGAGCAAGGUGGAGACGCUGCGUUCGGCCGUCGAGUACAUCCGCGCGCUGCAGCAGCUACUGGAUGAGCACGACGCGGUGAGCGCCGCCUUCCAGGCGGGCGUGCUGUCACCCACUAUCUCCCCCAACUAUUCCAACGACAUGAACUCCAUGGCCGGUUCUCCCGUCUCUUCCUACUCGUCGGACGAGGGCUCCUACGACCCGCUCAGCCCCGAGGAGCAGGAGCUGCUCGACUUCACCAACUGGUUCUGAGGGACUGGGCCUGUCAGGCCUGGGUGCCAGUGGAUUUUGGA
Molecule: messenger RNA, 1305 nt
Organism: Ochotona curzoniae (black-lipped pika)
Lineage: Eukaryota; Metazoa; Chordata; Mammalia; Lagomorpha; Ochotonidae
Gene: ASCL1
Product: achaete-scute family bHLH transcription factor 1
Exons: 1
Coding region: 563-1264 (233 amino acids)
Biological process (GO): regulation of transcription by RNA polymerase II; developmental process
Molecular function (GO): DNA-binding transcription factor activity, RNA polymerase II-specific; RNA polymerase II transcription regulatory region sequence-specific DNA binding; protein dimerization activity
Source: RefSeq, a predicted model, not a curated record